Messenger RNA from Contarinia nasturtii (swede midge), 1080 nucleotides. RefSeq lists its product as uncharacterized. The transcript has 3 exons. Bases 331 to 843 code for a protein of 170 amino acids. Lineage: Eukaryota; Metazoa; Arthropoda; Insecta; Diptera; Cecidomyiidae. The record is from RefSeq and is a predicted model, not a curated record.
UGUGCGCACAGUAUCGCAUUGGCUGUGAACUGAAAAGCAGCUUUUGGAUUGUGUGUCUUGAUGAGUUUUGAUAUUAAAAAUGUGCUAAAAAAAUGUUUGCCUUAAGUUCUUUCAUCAAACCGAAAAUAAUCACUAGAAAAUUUAAGCUGGAAAAUCAAGUAUUUAAUACCAUGUAAAAUCGUUGCAAAGAACUCGAGCGAUAACGAGGAAUAAACGUGUAAAAAAACUUUUUUUUUUAUUCUAUCGAAAGCGUGAAAUUUGAAAACUUUACAUGCGCGAAAUCGAUCGCCGACAUUCAAAACAGAAGUGCUGAAAAAUACUCACAUAAUAAUGAAUACUAAUCGGACCAUAUGGAAGUUUGUAUGUGUAGUAGUGGGAUGUGUAGGAGUAGUGUUUAACUUGAUUUUGUUUUAUCUAUGGAAAUAUGACAUCGACGCUUUAAAGACUGAAUCGCACAAAUUUUAUGUAGCUUCGGCCAUAAAUUUGAUGGCAGGUAUUAUCUGGUUUUGUGGAAUUUGGAAGAAUAAAACAGCAUUAAUGGCAACAUCCUUAUGCUGGUGGUCGUUGCAAUUGAGCCUUUGGCUCUUUGUCAUUUUGAUCUACUUAAUUAUAAUCGUAUGUCGGAAAUUUGACCAAAGGCUCAAGUAUGAUGGAUAUAUUCGUGACAUCGUAGAUGUAUAUAAUGUUGAUGAUGCCAUGGCUGUUCGUGGAACAGCGUUUCAUGUGAGUUUUUAUCUGAUAGCUGUAAUUUGCUAUGCAAAAUUAAAAGAUGCUAUUCAAAAACACCGAUUGAAAGUUCCGAGAGCGAGUGUUGUUUAUACAGCAGCCCCGACAGAAUGGUGAUCCUGGGCGGUCCUGAGUAAAACAUUACACAUAUACUUUUAAUGUAAACAAUAAACGAGUUCGACUUACUGCCAGGCGAUGUGCAGUUCUCACUAUAGAAGUCUAUUUGAAAGGACAAUGUACUUUGGUAUAAGCAUAAAUACUGCAUGGCAUGGUGUGACAGUCAAAUUUUCUAGCAUAAACUUCAAUUAUCUGUAAAUAGAUUUAUUGAAAUAAAAUUUAUAAGUAAAUGCCAAA